Messenger RNA from Nannospalax galili (Upper Galilee mountains blind mole rat), 8892 nucleotides. It is a transcript of the gene Kif13b, whose product is annotated as kinesin family member 13B. Bases 134 to 5473 code for a protein of 1779 amino acids. The record is from RefSeq and is a predicted model, not a curated record. Lineage: Eukaryota; Metazoa; Chordata; Mammalia; Rodentia; Spalacidae. Gene Ontology annotation, cellular component: adherens junction. Gene Ontology annotation, molecular function: cell adhesion molecule binding; microtubule binding; microtubule motor activity. Gene Ontology annotation, biological process: microtubule-based movement; regulation of protein localization. The transcript is spliced from 39 exons.
UGAUUUGCAUACCAAGUGCGUUGUGGAUGUUGAUACAAACAAAGUUAUUCUGAAUCCUGUGAAUACCAAUGUUUCCAAAGGAGAUGCCCGGGGCCAGCCUAAGGUGUUUGCUUAUGAUCACUGUUUCUGGUCCAUGGAUGAAUCUGUUCGAGAGAAGUAUGCAGGUCAAGACGAUGUCUUCAGGUGCCUUGGGGAGAACAUCCUCCAGAAUGCCUUCGAUGGCUACAAUGCCUGUAUCUUUGCCUAUGGACAGACAGGGUCUGGAAAAUCUUACACUAUGAUGGGCACAGCUGAUCAACCUGGAUUAAUCCCAAGACUCUGCAGUGGGCUCUUUGAACGAACUCAGAAAGAGGAAAAUGAAGAGCAGAGUUUUAAAGUUGAAGUGUCCUACAUGGAAAUUUAUAAUGAGAAAGUUCGCGAUCUUCUUGAUCCCAAAGGAAGCCGUCAAACGUUGAAAGUUAGAGAGCACAGUGUGUUGGGACCCUAUGUGGAUGGACUUUCAAAGCUGGCGGUCACAAGCUACAAGGACAUCGAGUCUCUGAUGUCUGAGGGUAACAAGUCCCGGACAGUUGCUGCAACCAACAUGAACGAGGAGAGCAGCCGGUCCCACGCAGUCUUCAAGAUCACCCUCACGCACACUCUCCACGAUGUGAAGUCUGGGACGUCUGGGGAAAAGGUGGGCAAGCUGAGCUUAGUUGAUUUAGCCGGCAGCGAGCGAGCCACGAAAACCGGAGCCGCUGGCGACAGGCUGAAGGAAGGCAGCAACAUCAACAAGUCCCUCACAACCCUCGGUCUGGUUAUCUCAGCCCUAGCAGAUCAGGGUGCUGGCAAAAACAAGAACAAAUUUGUUCCCUAUCGUGACUCAGUUCUCACGUGGCUACUCAAGGACAGUCUGGGAGGCAACAGCAAGACCGCCAUGGUGGCCACCGUGAGCCCGGCAGCAGAUAACUAUGACGAGACCCUGUCAACCUUGCGGUACGCAGAUCGAGCAAAGCACAUUGUCAACCAUGCUGUGGUGAACGAGGACCCCAAUGCCAGGAUUAUCCGUGAUCUCCGAGAAGAGGUGGAGAAACUCCGAGAACAGCUGACCAAAGCAGAGGCAAUGAAAUCUCCAGAGCUAAAAGACCGGCUGGAAGAAUCCGAGAAGCUUAUCCAGGAAAUGACUGUGACUUGGGAAGAGAAAUUAAGGAAAACUGAGGAGAUUGCACAGGAGCGGCAAAAGCAGCUGGAGAGCCUUGGAAUCUCUCUCCAGACUUCCGGCAUCAAAGUUGGGGAUGAUAAGUGUUUCCUCGUUAAUCUGAAUGCUGACCCAGCUCUGAACGAGCUCCUGGUGUACUACUUAAAGGAACAUACGUUGAUUGGGUCAGCAAAUUCCCAGGACAUCCAGCUGUGUGGGAUGGGGAUUCUCCCCGAGCACUGUAUCAUAGACAUCACACCAGAAGGCCAGGUCAUGCUGACCCCUCAGAAGAACACCAGAACAUUUGUAAACGGGUCUUCUGUUUCCAGCCCCAUCCAGCUACACCAUGGGGACAGGAUACUAUGGGGCAACAACCAUUUCUUCAGACUCAAUUUGCCUAAAAAGAAAAAGAAAGCAGAAGGUGAGGAGGGGCACGACGGCUCCCUGAGGAACGACAGCAGUUCUGAGCAGCUGGAUGCUGACGGGGACUCCUCCAGCGAGGUGUCCAGUGAGAUCAACUUCAACUUUGAGUACGCUCAGAUGGAGGUGACCAUGAAGGCCCUGGGCAGCAAUGAUCCUAUGCAGUCCAUAUUGAACAGCCUGGAGCAGCAGCACGAGGAGGAGAAGCGUUCUGCGCUGGAGCGCCAGCGGCUCAUGUACGAGCAGGAGCUGGAGCAGCUCCGGAGAAGGCUGUCUCCCGAGAGGCACAGCUACCGAGCUGGGGACCGGCUCUCCUUCCACUCACCCAGCGCCCAGCAGCGCUUGAGACAGUGGGCUGAGGAGAGAGAAGCAACAUUGAAUAACAGCUUGAUGAGGCUGAGGGAACAAAUUGUAAAGGCCAACCUGCUGGUGCGUGAAGCUAGUUACAUCGCAGAGGAGCUGGAUAAAAGAACUGAAUAUAAAGUCACCCUCCAGAUCCCGGCGUCCAGCCUGGAUGCCAACAGGAAGCGAGGCUCCCUCCUCAGUGAACCUGCAAUCCAAGUGAGGAGAAAAGGAAAAGGAAAGCAGAUUUGGUCUCUGGAGAAGCUGGACAACAGGCUGUUGGAUAUGAGAGACCUCUACCAGGAGUGGAAGGAGUGCGAGGAGGACAGCCCGGUAAUCCGGUCUUACUUCAAGCGUGCUGACCCUUUCUAUGAUGAGCAGGAAAAUCACAGUCUCAUCGGCGUGGCCAAUGUCUUCCUGGAGACCCUGUUUUAUGAUGUGAAGUUGCAGUAUGCCGUCCCAAUCAUCAACCAGAAGGGAGAGGUGGCAGGUCGGCUGCAUGUGGAGGUAAUGCGACUCAGCGGGGCAAUUGCAGAGAGGAUUGCAGGAGGAGAUGAUGCUGCAGAGGUUGGCUCUGAGAAGGAAGCCCAGGAGAACAGGCUGGUCUGUAUGGUUAAAAUACUCCAGGCCACUGGGUUGCCACAACAUCUGUGCCACUUUGUAUUCUGCAAAUACGACUUCUGGGAUCAGCAGGAGCCAGUGACCGUUGCCCCUGAAGUGGAUACCUCCUCGUCUCCUACCAGCAAGGAGCCGCAGUGCAUGGUUGUCUUCGAUCACUGCAGUGAGUUUUCUGUUAAUAUCACUGAAGACUUCAUUGAGUAUCUUUCGGAAGGAGCCUUGGCUAUUGAAGUAUAUGGGCAUAAAAUGAAUGAUCCUCGGAAAAAUCCAGCCCUGUGGGAUUUGGGAAUCAUCCAAGCAAAAACAAGGAGUCUUCGGGACAGGUGGAGCGAAGUCACCAGGAAGUUGGAAUUCUGGGUUCAGAUCUUGGAACAGAAUGAGAAUGGAGAACACUGCCCUGUGGAAGUGAUUUCUGCCAAGGACGUCCCAACAGGGGGCGUCUUCCAGCUCCGGCAGGGGCAGUCCCGGCGAGUUCAGGUUGAGGUGAAGUCUGUACAGGAGUCGGGGACCUUACCACUCAUGGAAGAAUGCAUAUCAUCAGUUGGCAUCGGAUGUGUGAGAGUUAGACCGCUCAGAUCCCCUAAGAUCCAGGAGAACUUCCACGAGGAAGAGGAGGACAUGGACAGCUACCAGGAUCGGGAUUUAGAGAGGCUACGUAGAAAAUGGCUCAAUGCAUUAACAAAACGUCAAGAAUACUUGGAUCAGCAGCUCCAGAAGCUUGUCAGUAAACAUGAUAAAACAGAAGAUGAUGCUGACCGUGAGGCGCAGCUCCUGGAGAUGCGGUUGACACUCACUGAGGAGAGGAACGCAGUGAUGGUGCCCUCUGCUGGCAGCGGCAUUCCUGGGGCACCUGCUGAGUGGACCCCAGUGCCCGGGAUGGAAACCCACAUUCCUGUUGUAUUCCUCGACUUAAACGCUGAUGAUUUCAGCUCUCAGGAUAACCUUGAUGACCCAGAAGCUGGUGGAUGGGAUGCUACCCUGACAGGGGAAGAAGAGGAAGAGUUCUUUGAGCUGCAGAUUGUGAAACACCAUGAUGGAGAGGUGAAAGCAGAGGCCUCCUGGGACUCAGCAGUGCACAGCUGCCCUCAGCUCAGUAAAGGCACACCUGCCGAUGAGCGAGUGUUCCUCAUAGUGCGUGUGACGGUCCAGCUCAGCCACCCUGCCGACAUGCAGCUGGUCUUACGCAAGAGGAUUUGUGUCCAUGUUCAUGGCCGCCAGGGUUUUGCUCAAAGUCUCUUCAGAAAGAUGUCUCAUCGAAGCUCCAUUCCUGGCUGUGGAGUGACCUUUGAAAUCGUCUCCAAUAUUCCAGAGGAUGCCCAGGGAGUGGAGGAGCGAGAGGCAUUGGCACGGAUGGCAACUAACGUAGACAACACGGCUUCUGCUGCCUCCGAGGCAUAUAUCGAGAAGUAUCUGCGCAGCGUGCUGGCUGUGGAGAACCUCCUGACCUUGGACCGCCUUCGCCAGGAAGUGGCAGUGAAGGAGCAGCUGACGGGGAAAGGGAAACUGAACCGGAGGAGCAUCAGCUCUCCCAGCGUGAACAGAUUGUCUGGAAGCCGACAGGAGCUUAGCCCGUCACCCAGUCUAGGCAGCAACAAGGGCCGAUGGGAAAGUCAACAGGAUGUAUCCCAAACACUAGUUUCCAGAGGAAUAGCUUCAGGCCCCCCAGCUCUCUCUGUCUCUCCCCCAAAUAACCACUCGCCAGAUCCUGGACUCGGUGGCCUUGCAGCCUCCUACUUAAACCCAGUGAAGUCCCUGGUGCCACAGAUGCCAAAGCUGCUGAAGUCUCUCUUCCCUGUCCGCGAUGACAGAAGGGGCCGGCAGUCAUCUCCCCUUGGACCUCAGCCCGUGCCCCGAAUCUUGGUGCAGCCUGCCUUCCCGACCAGGAUGGAGGAGGCUCAGCGAGGCAGCCCCGGGCCUGGCGGGGCCUCGGAGUCCAUGGUGCGGGUGGUGGCUCCUGCUGUAAAGAUUUGUGACAAGCCUGUCAAAGUGCCUUCCCCACCAGCCACCGUGGCCGUCACUCAGCCCCUGGAAGGGCAGGAUGGGCCCCCCAGCCCCCUGAGCGAAGCUUCUAGUGGCUACUUCUCCCACAGUGUCUCCACUGCCACCCUCUCAGAUGCCCUCACCUUAGGCUUGGAUACCACAGGCUCUGGCAGCCAGACGCCUGGGUCACCCCCUGCACAGUGUCAGGCCACCCCAGAGCCUGAGCUGGCUCUUCUUUCCUGCACACAAAGCCACCCACCAGUCCCCGAGGAGCCCCUGGUGCAGCCCGCCACACCUACUCCGGUUAAGGAGCUGGAGGCCCCGAGGCCACACUUUCUGCCUGAAUCUGCAUCUGUGUUGCCCACAUCCCCAUUCAGAAUCCGGAAGGUGCGGACCUCAGAGCUGAAGUCCUUCUCGGGCAUGCUAGGGGGCAGCUCCUCAGCCGAGGAGGACCUGCUGGCUGCAGAAGAGGCCGGCAACGCGGGGGGACAGGCCCUGGGGAGGCUGGACGUGACAUCUGACUCUGAGGAGGCCGGCGAAGUCCCCGAGUGGCUCAAAGAGGGCGAGUAUGUUGUUGUGGGCACCAACAAAACUGGCAUCGUGAGGUACAUAGGACCGGCUGACUUCCAAGAGGGGACAUGGAUUGGUGUGGAGCUGGACCUGCCCUCAGGAAAGAAUGAUGGCUCCAUUGGCGGCAAGCAAUACUUCAAGUGCAACCCGGGCUAUGGGCUGCUGGUGAGGCCAGGUCGGGUCCGCAGGGCCGCAGGCACUGGGCUCAGGCGCAGUGCAGGACUCAGGCCGCAGGGAGCCCCUGAGGCCCGUAGGAGCGUCACCCUCUCAGGCUCUGCCACCAACUUGGCCUCACUGACAGCUGUAUUGGCCAAGGCUGACAGGAGCCACAAGAACCCUGAGAACCGGAAGUCCUGGGCCAGCUGAACCACACCUUCCCCGGUGGACGCUAACGGGACGUGGGAUCCCUUGAGUCCUCUUGGCACCUGCCAGUGGGACCCCUUCCCUGGGAGCAGGACCAUGAAUGCUUUUUGCACGAUGACAGGGCUGGUAACCAGCCUGGUUCCUCAUCCUCCCUGGGAUUCCAGAAACCACGUUUUACUCCUUUACUUGAUUGAUGGUGGCAGAGAUCCCUCAGCUGUGCUCCUUGGGUAGAGGGUGGAAGGUUCUGGGAGCCCAGAGAAUUGUGGGAUGGUAGAGUGAGGUCCUGGGAGGCAGAGCUGGAGCCGAGGCAGCUCCCAGCCUGACUGUAACGGGGUGUCCCAGCCAGGCUUUGCUGGGCUUCCCUUUUUUUGUCCUGCUGAUCUCACUAGUGUCUUAAUUUAAACAGUAAUCCUAACUAGUGCCUUCCUUCCCACCCACAGGGCUUCCUCCUUCUGCCUGGGGGCCAGUGCCCACAUCAUCCUCCAUCCCUUUAACCCCUCACCAAGUGACAUAUUCCCUCAAGUACCUCUGGUGAGCCCUUGUGCUCAGUAGAGGUGGCAGGCAGAAUCCUUCUGUCGCACGCACACAUCUGGGAGGCGUCUUUGCUGGUGUCCUAGUGCCUUUCUGCUUGGAAAGUCUUUUCUGUCUGCCAUUUAUCCCCUUAACAGGAUGUCUGGACUAUAUUUAUUUAUAUUUAUAUUUUUUCAAAAGCUAAAGUCAUUCGCGAGCCACAAUCGUCUGCUCUGGUGUGGGUGCCUGGGGCCUGACUUGCACUCUGGCUGGGUGUGGCAGCCUCCUAGUCUGGUGGAAGUUGCUGUAUGCAGUCAGCAGAUGAAGCUCUCUGUUUAUUGCUUGAUUGCCGACUGUCAGGAGGAAGGCAUACCCUGAGGCCUUGACAGAGUGAGCUCAUGCCAUACCUGCCUUAUUUGAUGCUGUCACAUGUCGGGGAAUAUCUGGAAAUUGUUUUUACUCCGUGACCAUUUCUAGGCCCUGACCACACCUGGGCCCUGGCAGCCAGGCACGUUGCCUGUGGGGAAUAGCUGGCCUCCAGUUUUCUCCCUCACAUUCUGUGGCAACCAUGCCCCAUCCGAGGUAGAAGGUGUAGCGGAGUUGUCACCCUGUUGUCCCAGGCAUCACCCUGACCUCCAGCUUGGGCCAGAGGCCCUGGCUCAGAAUGUGCACCAGGGGCUUUUGGCAGCUUGUUUUAGUUCUUACUCUUAAGCUCUUAAAAACAGCACCUAGGAAGUAAUUCCUUAAGUAAUUCCAGACUCACUGUCUGGGUGAGGCAUCCCACCUGGUGGUUCCUCAGAAUACCACCGCCUCCCCUGGCCUUUGUGGCCUCUGUCCUGGUAAUGCCUUGCACACACUGUCAGGCUGGCCAGUCUCACCACUGCUUGCACAGCCCUUGGCUAGAGGUUGGCAGGGGGAAUGGAGGACAUGUGACUCCCUAGCAGAGGCCGAGACUCUGGCCUGUGCCCCCCCCCCCCAGCCUGGAGUCGGUAUCCCUCUGUUCUUCCAGCCUCAGCAGCCAGACAUGGGGGUCUGGGCUGGCAGAGGACUCUUUCUAGAACAGCACAGAUGUCUGUGGGUGCUGCUAGCUGGAGGCAGGUACUGAUUUGCUCUCCCUUCUCAUCAGGUGGCAUUCUGGGGACAGGUGCUGGGGGUGUUUUGGAAUUAGCGCUGUCACUUCCCCCUGGCGUCCCUGCUUCCCUUCCUGUCCAGCACAGAAGUUCUUUUGAUGUGUUUUGGUGAGAAAUUUUGUCCUGUUAGCAUCUAGAAUUCUGUGAUGUACCCUUUGGUGUAGAGACCAGCUCAGUUCCCUGAGUCGGGGCCAGAGCCCCAGAGUACCUCCCUACGAUGGCCAUGCACUGGGCACUGGGGAGAGAAGACCUUGAAGGUCAGUGGUAUGACUCUGGGAGUGAGGGACACUGCUGUGUCUGUCACUUGGAGGGAUGUGAAGGAACUAUUGACCUGCACAGAUCUUGCUGGCUGGAGCUGGCAGCAGUGCACGCCUCCAGUGAUUCAGGCCAGCUGUUUGGUGAGUCUGGGACCAACUUCUUUCCCAUCAGCCCCUAUGUUCCCCAGCUCCAUGGACCUGCACACCCUGGCUGCAAAGCUCUGAUGUCUAUCAGCACCAUUGUCUUGGGGGCUUCUAGGACACUCCUGACUUCAGAAGCGGUCAGCUUCACUGGCAGCUGGCCAGAGAACCUGGGCCAGGACGGCUGUGUGCAUGGCCCUGAGUGGUUGGCACUGGGCCCCAGCACCUUGGCUGUGGUGUGCGAAAGUGAUCUUUUUUCACAGAAAGCUCUCUGCUGCUCUGAGUAUACUGGUCCUCGGUGUGGCUGGGAUUUUUCUGAGAAUGAAGUGUUUGGGACCUCGUGCUGGCAGUGUUGGUCCCUUGGGUGUUUUUGAUGAGCUGUCCCUGUGGCUGGGUGUUUGCCCCAAGGGUAGUGGAGCUGACCUCAGGAAAGACAGCUGCAGGUGGGGUCUGGAAGGAUGGAGCACACCCAGUCUUCUAGGGCUUUGCUGUCCUGCUGUUCUUACACUCUGACCUGUACUUCCCCUGUGGGCUGGACAGAGGCACUGAGCCUUGUGCUUCCCAGACCUCCUCCCCACUAGAUGGAGGCAGCAAUGUGAAUGGGGAACCUGUAGCUUUGCUUCUCGGAAAUGUGGUGAUGUACAGAGAAUGUGGUGACCAAGUGUCAGACAGUGGAGGGCAGGUAGUGGGUAUGUAGCCAGUUGCCAGGUGCCCAAGCCUAACCAUAGAGCAGGAGGGCAGAGGAGCAGUGAUUGUGGACCGUGUUCAGUGAUGUGGCCCUGAGGUAUAAAGGUUUAGGAAGUGUUCCCGUGUUUCCUGUCCUCCUGGUAGCUCUCCUUGUGUCUCAGAGGUGCCCUAAGAAGCAGACAAGUAGCUCCUGUUUUGUUUUCUUUUUUCGCAUAGACUUGCCCUGCCUGCUGAGGCUGCCUGUGCUGAGUGCCUCACAUGGAGGGCGGUCCGAAGCUUCCUUGAGCCCUGGGCCAUCUUGAGACCAAGACCCCAGGGCCUUCUGAAGUGCCUUCCAUGGGGCCAGUGUCCAGCCCAGCCUGUGCUUCCAGCCCUAGAUACUACACAAAGCAUCUUUUUAUGUCUGUGGUGCCUUCCUGGUGGGCUGUGGAUCCCCAUGGUAUUGGGAGAGGCUGGAAACAGUGUGUGUGGGUGGACUGUGUAAAUAUGAGUUCAUGUGAAGUGAUAGUGAUUCCAGGAUUAUAGUGAUUUGGUACAUAUUAAAUGGGAGAUAAAAAAAAUCCAAAGACUCUAAUGAAUUGUAAAGACUGAUGGUUUGCAUUGUAUGAUGAACUAAACUACUGUAAUUUUGUACCAUAAAUGCCUUUUUGUCAAGUGACCAACAGCCUCUAAAUAAAACCAGAUGAUUUCUUGCUUA